Molecule: messenger RNA, 2983 nt
Organism: Anthonomus grandis grandis
Lineage: Eukaryota; Metazoa; Arthropoda; Insecta; Coleoptera; Curculionidae
Gene: Ptl
Product: homeotic protein antennapedia-like
Exons: 5
Coding region: 869-1843 (324 amino acids)
Biological process (GO): negative regulation of transcription by RNA polymerase II; anterior/posterior pattern specification
Cellular component (GO): nucleus
Molecular function (GO): RNA polymerase II cis-regulatory region sequence-specific DNA binding; DNA-binding transcription factor activity, RNA polymerase II-specific
Source: RefSeq, a predicted model, not a curated record
CGACUCAUUUCAGUAGCGGAACGCGGCGCGAUUGUAGACGGUUAUCAUUCGCUCGCUUCCGGUUUAUUUAUUUCCGGUUUACGCAGUGUUUUACGUUUUACGGUACCGGCAAUAACGUCGGGUUUGAUCGAAUGCGUAAACCGGUUUCUCUUGGUGUGGUUGGUUUUGUUCAGCUUUGCGCGUACCAAUAUAAAUCAACAAAAAGACAGACGACAAAAAUCAAAUUUGUCAUUCACAUCACCGCGUCUCCGAUACGAUCAAUGAGAGACGUAGAAAAACUGGUCCAGCCUCAAACCGAUAUAAAGAUGUCAAAUUCGAUAUUCAGCAGGUAGGACGUGAUAAGAAAAGAAACCUGGCGAAUUAAAUUACCUUUUAGGAACAACCGUUAAUUCCUUACCAGUAAAAAGAUCGAUAGUUUUUUUCAUGUUGUCGUCUUCCUGCAACCGAGACAAUUCUAAUGAGCGUAGAACGGCGUUUCGACAGUGUUCCGGUGAUAAUUUUUUCUUAUAAUGUGCGAACUUAAAAUGGAAAUCGUUUAGAUGUGACCGUGUCGGGCUUUUUGAAUGUUGCUGCAAUUUCUUAAAAUUUAUGGACACGUCUUGUUCGUGUACGUAAAAAUGCGUCGAAGGAAGCAUCAGUUGGACUGAAAAAGGUAUAAUUUUUAGGAACUUAUGAGAGCUGUUUUUUCUAUUGGAUUGAAAAAAUAAGCCCAACUACCAGAACGGAUUAAUUUUUAAGUGUUACAGUGAAGUGUAAAGUGCAAAAAUAAAAUGCAAUAAAUAGAGUGCAUAUAUGUCAUUUGAGUGCAUCCAAUACACAGUGUGAUAAGUUUGUUACAAAUUCUGUGAUCAAACCCGAAGUCAGUAGCAUGAGUUCGUAUUUUGCCAAUUAUAUGCCGGACAUGCGAAAUGGAGGUGUGGUAUCGGCGGAACACCAACAGCACCAUUACGGACAGGUACCUCAGGGUGGUGGAGCUGUUCAGACCGAUCCGGCGGCUUGUGCGGGGGAUCCUUCUGUGGUGGGGUUACGGCAGGGAAUACCUCCUCACCAUUAUGGAGGACCUCCGGCUGCGGGCCAACCUCCACAAGGAAUGCCUUAUCCUCGAUUCCCUCCUUACGACAGGAUGGAUAUUAGGAAUGCGGGAUAUUAUAAUGCGCAACAGAUGGACGGAACUCAAGGUGAGUUGGAAUGUGUGGCCGGUUACCGACCAGACAGUCCCAGCAGUAUGGGUCAUAUGGGUACGGCAGCAGCACCCAACGGCCACCAAACCCCAGUGGUCUACCCCAGCUGUAAGCUGCAAGCGGCUGCGGUAACCCAAAAUGGGGUUCUUGGCCCCACCGGUAGCCCUCCGCUGGAUACCUCGCAAGCUCUUCACAUGGGACACCAUAUGCAGGAGCAACACCCGCAACACCACCAGCAACACCAUCAGCAACAACAUAUGAUGUACAGCGCGCAGCAAAAUCCUACUAUGCAUCAGCAAGCUGCGCAUCAGCAGCCUCCGUUACAAGGUCAACAACAAGGACAGCAACCGCCUAAUAAUACUGCGUCUGCGUUGCCCAGUCCUUUGUAUCCUUGGAUGAGAAGUCAGUUCGAGCGUAAAAGAGGCAGACAAACCUACACUAGGUACCAAACGUUAGAACUGGAAAAGGAAUUCCACUUUAACCGAUACCUUACGAGGCGGAGGAGGAUAGAGAUCGCACACGCUCUGUGUCUAACAGAGAGGCAAAUAAAAAUCUGGUUCCAAAACAGACGAAUGAAAUGGAAAAAAGAAAAUAAAACUAAAGGGGAAGGCGGCUCGGAAAAUGGCGGUGACGACAUUAGUCCGCAGGGUUCUCCUCAGUAAAAAAAUUAGUUUUUUCUUAUGGGUAUAAAACCCAAUGAACCGAACAGAGUACCUAAAUAACCACGUUAGUCAUUGCAUUUUAUUUUCAAGGUGCGUGAAUGAAUUUUUUAAAAUAACAAUAAUAUAUUGUUUGUUUCUUUAUUCGGCACUUUGGACUGAGUUUAAUGAACAAGUUAACACAAAAAACAGCUUGAACUUGUUUUUAGACUCAGUCCAUUCAAAAUUGACUUUACAACCGUAAUGACCUCCUUUUUCUGUGUAUAAUUAGUUUCAAGUUAAAAAUGAGUUUAUUUAUUAUUUAUAUAUUGUAGAUAAAAUAGAUUUUUUUAUAUUAUUUUUUAGUUUUUAAUUUAGGCGCGGAUUUCUUUUCUAAUAAAUUUACUUGUAUGCUAAGAAAAUAAUAGUAAGAGAAAAUAAUUAAAAUAUAGUACUUCCUUGAGCUAUAUAAAGUGUAUGUAGAAUGAAGUUUUUUUUUUUAACUAUACUAGCAUAAAAGUGCUCCGUGCAAUGUCAUCUUAUUUCCGGUGUUCUGAAACUCAUGUUGCUAUAUCUGGCGUUUUUAUUGCACUUUGUUAAAAUUUAUUUACUUUUUUCUUAUAUUUCAAUUGGGGCUAAAUCAGAUGAUCUUGAAGGAAGUGCCAAAACUUUUACUCUAGCAUUGUAGAAAAGAGUACCUCAAGGAGAGUUUAGAGCAGCUCAUAGAUUGUGAUUGUAUCCUGGGGUUUUGAAGCAGCAUUAGUAUUAUAUGGUAUUUAAAAAUCGAUCUCUAAAACCUAAAAGUCUCUAAUGACUAACAUAUCGUUUUGUGGUCUCUUAAACUAUUAAAACUCCUCAAAUUUAAAAAAAGGUACUUGUUUCUUUUUACUUUUAUAUCAAAAAAUAGAGAUUAUGAAUCACAACUCAUAUACAUUGCAUCUUAUUUCUGUGAAUAUUCAUAAGGAUCUAUUAUAUUAUAACGAUUAUUUAUAAUAGGGUAAAUAUAGGCUAAUUUUGAAUCAUGAACUUUUUCAAAGCAUUCUGCUCUUUAAUUACUAGAGCUUCUUAAAUUAAAAUAUUUAAUUCAUCAUGUUUAUAGUAAUUUUUAUUAUUUGGAAAUUUUGAGUUUAAGAAAAUAUCAAAAGUUGAAUAUUUUAUUUUUGA